Messenger RNA from Aspergillus welwitschiae, 1568 nucleotides. Its product is annotated as alpha/beta hydrolase. NCBI's taxonomy places the organism in Eukaryota, Fungi, Ascomycota, Eurotiomycetes, Eurotiales, Aspergillaceae. The transcript has a single exon. The coding region runs from base 59 to 1279 and encodes 406 amino acids. The record is from RefSeq and is a predicted model, not a curated record.
CCCAUCCUACGAUUCAUUUAUCUGUCAUCCGGGCGCUGAAACGAAUAACAGCUUCAUCAUGGCGGCCACUGACCUUAUGGCCUCUCUGCUCAAGUAUGCCUCUUUUUCGGCCGCCAUCGCGGUCGGCUUAUACGCGACGCUGCUGGGCCUACUGACAACGCAAACAUUCCAAUCCCACGUGGUGUAUCUGCAUGCCAUCGAAAUGACAUGGUUCAAGGACCUCAAUGUCCCUGAGGCCUUUGGCUUUCUACGCAAUCAGGUCACCCCUUUCACGAUCCGGACUCCCGAUGGGGAGCAGCUUUACGCCUGGCAUAUCCUGCCCGUGGAACUGUACCGCCAACACGAGCAAUCCCUGGUUGCGGAGCCUGCGGGAUUGGUCUCCGACAUCACCUCCCGGCUCUCCUUUCAGCUUCUGCGCGACGACCCCGACGCUCGCUUGAUCUUGCACAUGCAUGGUGCCGGGGGCACCGUGGGCUCGGGCUAUCGCGUUCCUAACUACCGGGCGCUGUCCGCUGGCCAGCCGGAGAAGAUCCAUGUGCUAACCUUUGAUUAUCGGGGGUUUGGACGGAGUACUGGUCAACCCUCGGAGGCGGGCCUGAUCACUGACGCCCGUGCGGUGGUCGACUGGGCCAUGACGGUCGCUGGCAUCCCCCCUUCUCGCAUUCUCAUCUUCGGCCAGUCCAUGGGGACUGCCGUCAGCCUCGCCAUCACUCGCGACCUUGCUGUCCAAUCUCCACCUGUGGUCUUUGCUGGCACCGUGCUCGUGGCCCCGUUUGUCGAUGUUGCCACGUUGGUUUCGACCUACCGUGUGGCGGGAAUCGUUCCCAUCCUGUCCCCACUUGCGCGCUUCCCAUGGCUUUUCGAAUCCCUGCAGGGCUUCAUCCGGGACAAGUGGCUGAGCAAGGAUCGCAUUGCCGAGUACGUGCGGGCCAACGAAGUGAACGGGGAAGAAUACCACCUUACGAUCAUCCACGCAGAAGACGACUAUGACAUCCCGUCCCACCACAGCCAAGCCGUUUUUUGGCAUGCAGUCCGAGGAUCUGUCCCCGGAGGCAUCAGCUACGAUGAGCUAGAGCUGAAGAAACUAGACACCAAAGUAGACCUUGGCGCUGCUGGCAGUGUCAUGGAAUGGAAGACUGACAAUGGCAUCAUCAGGGAGCAGAUCCUGAAGACUGGCUUGCAUGAUGUUAUUAUGGGGUAUCCGGUAGUUACCAUGGCCGUUAUGCGUGCCUUUGAAUCGGCAGACCCAGCGUUCACGGGUCUGCUGCACCGAAACUAAGACGAAACGAUGGAUGGACGCCAUACAAUAUGUAUCAUGUGAAGUCAUUUAUAUGUCAUGCCAUUUAUUCAGCCCGUACUAUUCAUGAGACAACCUUUGAUAACUAAAUAUUAGAUUUCAGGAUUUAUUACUCGCAUAAAACAUAUUCGAUGCUGUAUACGACACAGUAAAGAAUCUGCUCUUGCCAACCUGAGUCGCACUCUUACCCGCCCCAGCAUAUCCACUAGCUCUCUGUAUCGCAUCACGAGCCUCAUCCAACCAAUUUCAGGAUUCAAAGAGGUGAACCCAG